Messenger RNA from Myodes glareolus (Bank vole), 3058 nucleotides. RefSeq names its product protein arginine methyltransferase 6 (gene Prmt6). Gene Ontology annotation, biological process: peptidyl-arginine methylation, to asymmetrical-dimethyl arginine; chromatin remodeling. Gene Ontology annotation, molecular function: protein-arginine N-methyltransferase activity; histone methyltransferase activity. Lineage: Eukaryota; Metazoa; Chordata; Mammalia; Rodentia; Cricetidae. The record is from RefSeq and is a predicted model, not a curated record.
CGCCUGCUGGGGCCCGGCUGCGGCGGGCCAAGAUGUCGCUGAUCAAGAAAAGAAAGCUUGAGUCGGGGGGCGGCGGCGCCGGAGGGGAGGGAGCCGAGGAGGAAGAUGGCGGGGAGCAGGAGGCAGCCCCGCCACGACCCCGGCGGACUAAGCGCGAGCGAGACCAGCUGUACUACGAGUGCUACUCCGACGUCUCGGUCCACGAGGAGAUGAUCGCUGACCGCGUCCGCACCGACGCCUACCGCCUGGGCAUCCUGCGGAACUGGGCCUCGCUGCGAGGCAAGACCGUGCUGGACGUGGGCGCGGGCACCGGCAUUCUGAGCAUCUUCUGUGCCCAGGCCGGUGCCAGGCGCGUGUACGCGGUGGAGGCCAGCGCCAUCUGGCAACAGGCCCGGGAGGUAGUGCGGCUCAACGGGUUGGAAGACCGCGUGCACGUCCUGCCGGGCCCCGUGGAAACGGUGGAGCUGCCGGAGCAGGUGGACGCCAUCGUGAGCGAAUGGAUGGGCUACGGACUUCUGCACGAGUCCAUGCUGAGCUCCGUGCUCCACGCGCGGACCAAAUGGCUGAAGGAGGGUGGCCUCCUCCUGCCCGCUUCCGCGGAGCUUUUCGUGGCCCCGAUUAGCGACCAGAUGCUGGAAUGGCGUCUGGGUUUCUGGAGCCAGGUGAAGCAGCACUACGGUGUAGACAUGAGCUGCCUGGAAAGCUUCGCCACGCGCUGCCUGAUGGGCCACUCGGAGAUCGUGGUGCAGGGGCUGUCAGGCGAGGACGUGUUGGCCCGGCCGCAGCGCUUUGCCCAGCUCGAUCUGGCCCGCGCCGGCCUGGAGCAGGAGCUGGAGACCGGUGUGGGCGGACGCUUCCGCUGCAGCUGCUAUGGCUCGGCGCCCCUGCACGGUUUUGCCGUCUGGUUCCAGGUGACCUUCCCUGGAGGGGACUCGGAGAAACCCCUAGUGCUGUCUACCUCGCCUUUUCACCCAGCCACUCACUGGAAGCAGGCGCUCCUCUAUCUGAAUGAGCCGGUGCCGGUGGAACAAGAUACGGACAUUUCAGGCGAGAUCACUCUGCUGCCCUCCCGGGACAACCCCCGACGUCUGCGAGUGCUUCUGCGCUACAAAGUGGGGGACCAGGAGGAGAAGACCAAAGACUUUGCCAUGGAGGACUGAGCGUUGCCUUUUCCCCCAUCCACCUUCUUCGGAAAGUCGGAAGAGAAAAGGAGGUGUCCUGUGCAAGUAGGGGACAUGUUUGCCCCCUUUACCUCACCGUUUCUCGGGAAGGGAGAGUGACUUCAGUCUUCAUUUGAGGACAUUCUUCUGGCCAUGUUUAUUUAAAAAGCACUGUGACGUAUCAGCAUGGCUAUACAAGAAGAACAGUGUAUGCCAUGAGUACCAAAGGGUCCAACCCAGCACGGCCUUUAAGAUGAGCGCACUUGGGAGGGCUGAAAGCCUGAGUUGUGUGACACCCAGGGACUGUGUGAUAUGUUCUGCGGAUUGGGACUGGUAAUGUGGGGAGCCCUUAGGGCUCCAGGCCUGAAAUACCAAACCCAAGAGAGAGCAUCACAGUCAAGGUCACCUCCCUCCCUCCCUCCCAACUUGCAGUUAUUUAUCCCUGUAGUUUUUUUUUUCAUUAAUUUAUCAAGCCAAUGAACAUAGUUGCUAAAAGUACAAUAACCACUACCCUCUAAUAGAUCACUACCACUAAAGAAACUAAAGCCAUGAUAGGAUGGUUGAAGUGUCAGGAAGGAUGAAUGUUAUUUACACAUUAAGAAAAAAGGUUUCUAUAGAUACCAAUUUGCCUAAAGGUACAUAUAUAUAUAUAUAUAUAUGUAUGUAUAUAUAUAUAUGUUUUUGUUUGUUUGUUUGCUUUGUGAAAUGGGAUCAUAUGUAGUACAACACUGUCCUGGAACUCUACGUGGAACUGUCCAUGUAGCUAGAAUGACCUUGGACUUCUGAUGAUAUAUUCUCCACCUUGCAGAUACUGGAGUUAACAGCUCUGUGCCACUGUGCCCAGCACACACCUAAUUUUUGGCUGUUCGAUCUUGGCACAAUUCUUUGACUUCCUGAACAUAAACAAAAUUUAACUUUCAUUAUGUUAAUCCUGCAUACUUCAGUUGAGAGCAGAAUACUACAGACCACCUGAACGGUACCAAAGGUUUAAUUAUUGAUGAUAAGAAAAAAAAGUGUUUAGUACUAGGGAGUCUCAGAGGUGACCCUAGACCUUCCUGGAAAAACCAUCUUCAGUGUAUAGCUCCCUGAGUUUGACAGUAGGCACUCAUUGGGAAAGCCCCUAGUUUUACUUCUCGGAUAGUUAAUCAAAGGUACAGACACUCUGGGGUCCCCAGAAAACUGAAUCCAUGACAGUAGCAAAGGCAAGUGAACUUGUCAUUUUGGCAGUGGGGCAGCUGAUAGAUCUAAAGGAGAUACAAAAUAAUGGCAUAAGAGUUCAGGAAGGCAGAUGUGAAAGGUCUGCUUCAAACAGCUGCCAACCUUCAACUACCCAGGACAUAGGAGAGAUGGCUCCUAGGGGGCAUUUACAGCACAGGCUCCAUGCCAUCCACUUGCUCAUCUAUGUAUGUUUCUCUUUAUUAUUAACAACUACAUAGUAUUUAAGCACUGUAAUAAAUAAUCAUAUCCUCUCAAAGAUCUAGGAUAUGUUGGGGACAAUAGAGUAACAUCAGCUUUUUGCAUACAUCCAUAAGCCUAGGAAGCCUUUCUAGCUUCUAACUCUGCUGAAUGAACUUGGAACGGCGGCUCUCAUCCUUUAAGUGUCUCCACAGAUUGAGAAAUCCUCUUCUUAUCAACAGGUAGCUUGUGAAUGCCUGGAAAACUUUCCCAUCUGAUACUCUCAAAUUAGGCAGUAUUUUUCAAAAUAUUAGUCUGUUCCAUAACAAAGUAUAUUAAAUAUGUGAUCCUUUUUGGCUACUAAACAAAAAAAUCUCAACCAAAUCUGUAUCUAACCAUGUGUGUCUGUGUAUCUUCCCCAGCUUUCUACAUGAUUUCAUUUCCAUACUCUAGUUUGUGAUUUAUACUUUCACUUGUAAUAAAGCUUACAUGUUUUGUUGGAA